CACAUUCGAUGACAGGUUGAGGAUCGACUAAAUGUCUGUAAACUGGGGGGCGAGAAAGGUUUUGUGAAUUGAAUGUAAACAUUUCGGAAGAACAUUUGAUUUCUUAAAUAUAUAUGUGUUUUGGAGUUUCUUGUUAAAGCGAAUGUGCUUGACAAGACUUUGGAGUGAAUGAUUGAAGAUCAUGCAACAAUUUUGUGUUUCAAACAGUUUCACCUUCUGUGUGGUAUUUGUAUUUUUAGUAUAUUGUGGCUUUGGUAGUCGUGACUUUUCUGUGUAAAAAAACUUAUUUAUAUAUUGUUUAUUUUUUACUUUUCUCAGUUAUAUGUUAUAUUGUGUGUAGUAACAUUUCAAGUGCCUGUUCAUUCAACCCUCUCAUUAUAAAGUGUACAGCCAAAUUAAUACCAAUUUGAGGAUCUUCCUUGCUGAUGGUCUUGCUUUUUUGGUGUUGGUAAUAAAAACGGCAUAAAUCUGUCUGAACUGGAGUUGUUGGGUGCGAGGCCUGAAGAGGCUGGUGGAAUGUUUGAUUGGGAUGAAGGAGACAGAUUUUCAUUUGAAGACAGUGAUAGAUUUGAGGAAGAUUCAUUAUGCUCCUGGAUCAGUGAGCCUGAAAGCUCUUGUAACAACUGGAGAGGAUGGAAAAAACAAAAUGGAAACAGCUGUGGCACAUACCAUAUGUCGCAUUCUAAAAUAAAAGAUAUACCCUCUGGGCCAAACAGUCUUCAUAGAACAUCUGAAGACUACAAUUCAGCUCUUCCAACAGCAAGUCUUACUCAGACAUCUCAGUCUUCUGCUGUCGAUGGACAAGUUACAUCGCUUGUUGAGCUGUCUGCAAAAGUGGUAGCAUUUCAUAUACCAUUUGAAGUAGUGGAACAUGUGUGCCCACCUGUUCCAGAACAAUUGCAACUUCGAAUAGCUUUUUGGAGUUUUCCUGAAAAUGAAGAAGAUAUUCGACUAUAUUCCUGUCUGGCCAAUGGCUCUGCAGAUGAAUUUCAAAGAGGUGAACAUCUUUACAAAGCACGUGCGGUUAAAGAACUUUUGCAAAUUGGAUUUCAUCUGAGUGCCACUAUCACACCACCUCAAUCUUUAUCAGUUUCAAAAGGAACUUGUAAUGUUGCUGUAACAUUUGAUCGUUGUCGUAUUACUUCUUGCACUUGUACUUGCACUAGUAGUGCAUCAUGGUGUUCACAUGUUGUUGCUGUGUGUUUAUCUAGAAUUCAUCAACCAAAUCAUGUUCGUUUAAGAGCUCCUGUCUCCGAGUCUUUGUCUCGUCUUCAUCGUGUUCAACUCCAAAAAUUUGCUCAGUAUUUAAUUAGUGAGCUGCCACAACAGAUCUUACCGACAGCUCAGCGUCUUCUUGAUGAACUUUUAUCGAGUCAGCAAACUGCUAUAAAUACAUUAGGAGGUGCUCCAGAUCCAACUGCUGGUGCAUCCAUAAAUGAACAGACAACAUGGUGUCUUGAUGGCUCAACUUUGCAUGAAAACAUCAGAAAAAUACUCAUAAAAUUAUGUGUGCCAUCUCCUAUUGUGUUUAGUGAUGUAAAUUAUUUAUCAUCAACUGCUCCGCCAGCUGCUGCUGAAUGGUCUAGCCUUUUGAGGCCUCUGAGAGGCCGGGAACCUGAGGGAUUAUGGAAUUUAUUGUCCAUUGUGAGAGAAAUGUUUCAUCGAAGUGACAGGAAUGCUAUUCCACUAUUAGAAAUUUUAACAGAAGAAGUUCUACAAUGUGAUCAGAUCCUUUCUUGGUGGUUUAGUACGAAGGUGUCUCUCCAUAUGGGGUCAGGUGGUCAUGGCGGUCGAGGUAGCAUGCAUAGUAAUACCCAUGCUUCGCAACAUGCAUGCAGUAGUUUAUGCGAUGAAGUGGUUGUUUUAUGGAGGCUAGCUGCAUUAAAUCCUGCUCUCUCCCCCCAAGACCGACAAACUCUUUUUGGACAAUUAAGAUGUUGGCAUAUGAAAACUCUUGAAAGAGUUUGGAAAACCAGAAGUAGCAACAGUAAUUCAACUAGCUCCAUCAAAAGAGCAGACAUUGAAGUAUUUCCUGGUUUUCGUCCUGCAAUGGAAGGUUGUUUAUUAGAUUGGAGUGAUUAUCCAAUACCUGGUGUCACCUAUGCAGAAGGUGGUGGUAGACGUUGGUAUUGUCCUUAUGUUUAUUCUCGAACAACAGAAACUACUUCUACUAGUGUCGUUACAGCUAAUGACAGUGACAACAGUAAUUUAGCCUGUUUUUCAUCUCGUAGAGGACGUUCUGUUGAUGUUGGUCAACUGACUGGAUUGUGUCCUUGUGAUAAAUCUUCAGACAAAAAGUCUAUAUGUGUGCUCAAUUUUCAUCAUGAUCAACCUGUAGAUACACCUGAGCACAAAUCUAAUAGUAACCGCAGUUCAUUAAGCAGUGAAGGUUUUUGUGAAAAUGAGCAAGAAGCUCUUGCAGAGGCAUUGGGAGAAUCAUGCUGUUUACGACCAUCAACACACACAGAAAAUGCUCAUCUAAAUGAAGGAUCAUCUUCUAAAUUGGUUCAUGUAAAUAAUGUCUGGAAUUCUCAAGAAAGCCUCCAGUAUGACUCUGAUGGAGCUAAAAGCUCAGUCGAUAUAUGCAAAAAUGGACCUCAACCAUCAACGAGUAAAGCUGUUACAUCUCAGGUUGUUGUUGAAAAAGAGAAAAAUGAUGUAAAAUCUUCUGAAUCUCAUUCUUUUGCUCCACAUUGUGUCCAAAAAGCUACUUCUGCUAGGCCAACAGUUGAUUGUAGUGGAGAAGCUAGUGAAUCGCAACAAUCUAGUGAUGAAUAUCAUUUAUACUAUUAUGAUCCUAGAGUUAGGUUGCCUAGCCCGGAACAUCCCCAGCCAUAUAUUGAAGAACAAUGGCAUUCAGUAGCAGUAAAGAAAAUCGAAGAUUCUCUUGAAAUUCUCUUUGCUCGAGCUGAAGCUCUUCAUGCUCAUGGCCAUUCGCAUGAAGCAUGUAUGCUUGCUGUUCGUUUGGCAGAAGAAUUACUUGCUAGUCCACCAAAUUUAUCUGUUGAACACCCUCCAACUACUUGUCGAGGAAAAAAGGUUCGACGCUUUAAUCCAGCCAGUCACCAUGUUAGUUUGUUGGCAUCUGCUACAUUAGCCAAAGUGGCCUUUUUAUGCUCAGUUCUUGGGGAAAAUCCUGAACACCACCAUCUUGCCUUUCGUGUUGGUCUAUUUGGCUUAGAAAUGACACGUCCUCCAGCAUCAACUAAAGCAUUAGAGGUAAAAUUAGCUAAUCAAGAGCAAGAUCUUGUAUUGCUACUGAAACGAUUACCCCUUCUGGAUAAAGAAAUGAGUAUUAUAAGAGAAAGGGCUGAACAGUUACGAGAUGGAAAAUUGGUUUCAAGAGGAGAAGCACUUUUACCUCUUAUGCUUGCCAGUUUCAUAUUUGAUGCACUUACUCUAUCUAAUUCGCAAAAUCGUGGAAACCCAUCAUUGUGCACUAAACUUCCUGGGGAUGAGCAGCUUGGAUUUGAAGCUGCUGUAGCUGCUCUUGGUUUGAAAGCAAAUGUGUCUGAAGCGGAACAUCCUUUAUUGUGUGAAGGCACACGCCGACAGAGAGGAGAAUUGGCAAUAACUUUAUUAGUGACAUAUAAGGAUGAUCAAGAAAAAUUAGCAAAGAUUAUGGAGAAGUUGCUUGACAAAGAAGUUCACCAGAUGUAUAAAGCUCCUGCUUCUUCUAUGUAUUACUCUUCAGCUUCGAGCUCCCAGCAGAAUGGUAGUUCGAAUUUUCUUUCUUCUGAUGACAAAAACAUCAAUGAAGAUGGAACAUCUAAAGAUACUGAAGAAGGUGAAUUACAUGAAGAAGCAGAAAAUGGGCAGUCGGCAAGUGAUAAUCGGUCUGAGCACCAAUCUGUGGCACGUCCACGCAGCUUGCCAUCUGCUCAUAACUCAACUCCUGGUAGUUCUCGAUCAAGAGAUUCUCGACAAUCACACAGAAUGCAUGAAGAUAAUGGCGAACACAGUGAAGGAGCAUCAAGUCCUGGUUGGGAAGAGGAUUAUAAAGCUUGGGAAGCUAAGUUUAGAUGCACAAAUUUUAGAACUACAAAGAAACAUUCAGGAGGCAUGGCGAGUAUAGAUAGUAGUGCUCCUGAAACAACCUCUAGUGAUAACUCACCUACAGUGGUUAGACGUAGCACUUGGUUAAAACAGUGUGGACCAGGAAGCGAUAGUGGCAGUAGUGGAGAAAGUAGUGAUUCGUUUGCUUCUAGCUCAUCUGAGGAAAAAGCACCUAGAUCUAAAUCUCGUGAAGGAGAAAGUCUUCCUGGCCUGUUACUAAACAACAGAUUGCCAGCCAGUUUUCCGUCUCCAGAAUGUAAUAUUCGCGCUAACACACCAAACAUCAAAAAUUCUAGAUUCAAAGGAAAAAGAGCCUAUCCAAGUGUACCUAAUCAACCCAGUGAAGCUUCUGCUCAUUUUAUGUUUGAACUUGCCAAAACUGUAUUAACUAAAGCAGGUGGAAAUAGUUCAACUGCAGUGUUAUUUACUCAACCAUCAGCCAGUCAAAACCAUAGAGGACCCCACCGAGCCUUGCAUAUGUGUGCUUUUCAAAUUGGAUUGUAUGCCUUAGGCCUACAUAAUGCUGUUUCACCAAAUUGGCUAUCUCGCACUUAUUCUUCCCAUGUAUCUUGGAUAACAGGUGAAGCCAUGGAAAUUGGUAGUACAGCUAUCAAUUUCCUCAUAGAAACUUGGGAGGGCCAUUUAACUCCGCCUGAAGUUGCAUCUCUUGCUGAUAGAGCUUCACGUGGUCGAGAUCCGAGAAUGGUUAGAGCUGCAGCUGAGCUUGCUCUGUCUUGCCUACCUCAUGCCCAUGCUUUGAAUCCCAAUGAAAUCCAGAGAGCUUUGAUUCAGUGCAAAGAACAGAGCAGCGAAAUGUUAGAGAGGGCCUGUCUGGCUGUUGAAUCUGCGGCAAAAGGUGGAGGAGUAUAUCCAGAAGUAUUAUUUGAUGUAGCCAGACGAUGGUAUGAAUUAUAUGAGGAGAGCUUGGAUGAUCAUCCCAGCAAUCAGUCUGAGAGGCAGGCAAAUUCACAUAAUGUUGAAGCUGUUACCAGCGUACCCACACCUCCACCAACCUGUGACCAUAAUGUUGUCACCUCUCAUAAUAUUCAUUUAGGACAAGUGGAAGGAGUCAUAACUACUGUACCAUCUGUACAGGUCCUGUCUCCAUUAACAUGCCCUCCUGUUUCAUACACAUUAGCAUAUCCAACUGCUGCAUAUGGGUACAUGCCAUUCUCUCAUUCACAUGUGCCCAUUCAUCCUGCUUAUGUAUCAUCAGCUCCAACAUACCCUUAUCCACCAUUAGCCAACUUAUCUUAUUAUACACCUUCUGUUGCCAGUGCAACACAUAUACGACAUCCAACAACAGGUAUAUAUCCUGGGCAGGUUGUGGGUACAGCUGUAACAAGAGCCUCUGUAACGCAAACAGCACCUGUGUUGUCAAUGAAUGGACAUGCUGUUGUUACACAGCCACCACCUACAACCAUACCACCACCACAACAAACUCAGAUACAUGGCCCUCUUCCUCAGUUGAACCAAAGACAGAUGGGCUACUUACUUGCAGCCUACAGGGUAGGAAUGCUUGCCAUGGAAACUUUAGCCCGUCGUGUUCAUGACGAUAGACCUCAAGCAAAAUAUGCUCGAAACCCACCUUAUGGUGAAGAUGUUAAAUGGCUUCUUGGUAUUGCCAAAAAACUAGGCACAUCAUAUUUACAAGAUUUCUGCAUUUGUACAGUAAACAGUGUUGCCAGUCCAUUUAUAUUGCAUGAAAUUGUUGUAGAAGCUGCACAGUAUUUGGCACGUUCUUCAACUACUCCACUUCCUCAACCACUACGUUCUCAUUUAUUAACUCCCUUGAUACAGAAAUGUCAGCAAAUGUUUACUGCUUGUACUCAUUUUAAAAUGUAUCACAUAACACCUGCUGAGUAUGAUGAAUUUGUGAACAUCAUACGCAGUGCCAGAACGGCUUUCCAACUUACACCUGGUGGAAUGGUGCAGUUUAAUGAACUUCUGCAAAGCCUGAGGCGCACAAAGUCCUGCAAGAAAGAUCUUUGGCAGAGAAUUGCGAACACAUUGGUUAACCCAACCAUUUGAUGAUGAUGUUAUUAGCUCUCUGACUAGGAAGACUGAGUUGAAAGCUGUUAACAGAAAUAUUAAGAUAUUGCUGUCCAAUUUUGUUAUUGUUGUUUAGAAUACAAUCUGUGUAAUUUAUACCUCCAAGGACUUGAUAGUAAUUAUUUAGUUUAUAUAAGUUAUGGCAUAUGUUUUGUGUCUGUUUUCUUUUAUGUUGUGUUGUUUUUAUUUUUAGAAGUAUAGAAAAAUGGACAAUGGAAAAAAAAAGUUUAAAGAAAGUUUCUAAGUGCCAAACUUUUUAUUUAAGUUUAGGUUAAAGCUGUUUCUACAUCAAUACUUGCGAUGUUUUUUAUAUGUUUUCUAUCUGUAUCUGUAAACACUUUUUUUCAGUCAACAUUGGUAUAAGUCAUGUUUAUGUUGAUUUUAAUUAUUUGUGUGUUGUCAUUAAGUUACAAUAAUUAAUCCUCAUUUUGUUUUUAAAGCCAUAAUGGUUCUUUCUAAAUCUCUUUUCAUUGCAUUUCAUAGCCUACUCAUUUAUAUCUUUGACUUUCUUUCAUGUGUUGUUGAAUGUGAGAAUUGCUCUUGUUAGUCAAUUAUAAUUAAUAUUGUUUUAUGACCUCAUUUUUCUGUUUGUCAUUUUAUUAGUCAUUGGCACUUAGCUUCUUUCUUUGUUGUUUAUUAUAUGAAAUUUGUAAGUGUUUAAAUGUCUAAAUCCUAGCAGGUUAUAAUCUCUGCACAUUAGUUGGAUUCCUAUAUUUUUAUAAACCUGUUGGCACUUAAAUUUGCACUUUAUGCUUUAAAAAUUGUUGUAUGUAUAAUUAUUUCCUCUUAGUUUAUUUAUAUAUUUCUUAUUAAUAUGUGGUUAUAUUAGAAGUAUUUAUCAAUCUAUAUUUUAUGUUGUAUUUAUUUUUCCUUGUAAGUAUGUUUACGUGUAAAUUAUGUUUUUGUUAGAACUGAAUAUACUUAGAUCAGUGAUUUUCAACCUGUUUAUGCUUUACAUAAUCUGGAAAUGUAUGAAAGUUAACAAUUAAAUUAUUCAUAAGCUUUCAAAGACAUUUAUUAUUCAAUAUUAUUAUUAUUAUUAUAUUUUUUUAAGAAGCCUAUCCAUGCUGCUGUUAAACAUACAUUCGCAUACAUUUCAGUAAUUGCUGUUUGGUAAUAAAAGGAAAAUAAAAUACAAGUAAAAAAUGUUUGCUUCCUAGUAAUUGAAUGGUUUCAACUUAUUAAAAUCUAUAUACUGACCAUUAAAUAAUAUAUAUUUUCAAAAUUAUUCCCAAAUCAGAUUGCUUUGCAAAUAUUUGUUUUUAUUGCAUUAUGGCAUUUUUAAGCUUAUUGCAUUGUUAUUCAUAAUUUUAUUGAAAGAAAAUUAUCAGAAAUAUUACUGUAAUUCUAUGAUUCUAAAGCACUCUUAAACACAUAUGAAUGUAAAAUAUGCAAAAUUGCUAUUAAUGACGGAAAUGUAUAUAUACUUCGAUGUCGUAUCUACACUUCUAUUGCCAAAAAUAGGUUGCUAUCAAUUUCAUAAAUAUUUACAAUAUGUUUAAUUCAUAUGAGAAUUUUCAUUUCUUACAGAUUGAAAAUCACUGCAUUAGAGUAUAUAUAUAUUUUUAAAUUAUAAAAUUUUUGGAUAUUUUAUUAAGUAGUAUCCUUAUAGGAAAAAGCUUUCUCCUUUCCCAACUUGUAUUUUUUUUAAUCUGUUUUGUUGAAUUUAUUUGUAGUUUUUAAGCUAUAUAUUAAAUUUUUUUUUAAUGUUGUCUAUUAUUGGAUUUGGCCUGCACUUUAUUGUAAGGUUUACAGAAAUCUAGGGGUGUUUUCUAUGUACUAGUCUAAUGAAUGAUUUCUAUAUUUCAUUUUUAUUUAAAAAUCUGCUUGAAUUAGACAUUUGUAUGUAUUUGUAUCUUUCUUCAUGCCUAAUCUACUUUGUUGUUUAGGAAUAUGGCUGAAAGAAUUGUGCUUCUCUUGUGAAAGUUAAUAAAUAAUUCUUGAAUGUCUGCUGAUCCUCUGUAAAAAACAAAUGUAAAAAUUAAAAAAGAAAAUAAAAAGUUUGUGUUAUUUGUAAAAUUUAGGAAUAGUAAAUGAGUUUCAGUAUCUACAAGUGAAACAUUUUACCGUAUUUAAUGUAGCUUAUAAUUUAUGGAUGUAUAGUGGGAGGAAACUGUACCUGAUUAAUUUCAAAACAUUAUUCAUAUGGUAUUUAUUUGGUUUUGUAUUAUAAAAUUCAUAUCCCUGCUUAGUUAUUUAGAUGUUGUAUCUAUAAUUUCCAACUUUGAAUAUCAAUUUGAUUCAAUUUCUCAGUAACAUUUAUCUGUUUUAUUGGUUUUCGUCUGUUUUGAGAAGGAAUGGGAAAACUUUUCUAUGCAACAGUUUAAAAAUAUUUUGUAUGUUGUGAAUUAUACAACUGAUUCCUUAAAAUAGCUUUGAGAAAGUAAAAUUGCAUUUUUCUGAAUAAAAUCCACUGUCUAUACAUAUAUAUAAUUAUGUGUAUAUGCAGACUAUAUUCUGGAAUAUUGUGUUUUCUUAAUAACUCUUGAUAUUAUAUAUGUGUAAUCUUAAAUGUUCUCUUAUAUGUUCUUAGGAAAUUAGUGAGUCUAGGUUUAUUAUUAACAUUUUAGGAAAUGCUGCUGCGUGUUCAAAAUCCUAGUGGAAUGGAAUGCCACAAGGUUGCAUGUCUUACAUGCACAGUUGUCUUUCUUGUUAAGAACUAUGCAAAUUGUGUUGGUCAGUUUCUGAAUAUUCAUGUUUUGUAGCUUUAAUUGAUGUCUGUUCUUGAAUAUUUUAUGAUUACUGGUGUGGAAAGUGGUAUUUAUUCAUGUUUAUAAAUGUUUUUUACAUGUUAAACACUGUAUUUUGGUUGUUUGUAAAACACUUUUUUAAAAGUAUAUAUUUUGCUUAUGUGUGCACUGCUUUUCAAGAAUUAAUUUAAUUUUAUAAUAUUAAUCUGAAGACUGUAUUUUCCUAUAAAUACCUACAAUAUGACACUCUUAUGCUGAGUCACAGAACUCACUUGGACACACUUUUACAUCUGUUACCAUGUUACAUAUAUCAGUAUAUUUCUUAUACUGUGAGUAGAGAUUUCUUUUCCUCCAUAGUUCUAGUGAUCUCUUGAAGAAUUGAAGAUAUUUUUAUGUGAAAUGCAUUAACGUUUUCUGAUUCUUCACUUUGACAGUUCUCUGUCAAAGUACUGAAACAUAUUUAAUCUUAAAAUGGUAAUGUUAAUGCUUGCUUAAUUAUCUGGAUUUGCACUCAAUCACACUAUAUUUCAGUGGUUGCACUGAUGCAUAACACUCAAAGAACAUUGUUUUUCUUCUGUUAAAAUUUUGAAUACUUUUAAAUAAGAUGAGGUAUUUAAGUACACUGUAUGGGAAAAGCAGUGUACAACUAUAAUGUUUUUAUCUUUAAAAUAUAUCACUUUAAAGGAAAUCGCAUUGCGAUAAAUUUUAUUGAAUGUCGAACAAUUUUACUUGUUCUAAACAUCUAUAUUCAUUUUAUUAGAAUAAAAUUGUUAUAUAUUGAUGCAUCUAUUUUUUAAAAAAAUUUUCAUUUAAACUGGCUAAUUUGCAUUUAUCAACAUUAGAAACUUGUUGAAAAAUUUAUCUUAAAAUGAAGCUGGUUUUCAUUUACAGUUAGACUGUGUUUUAUUUGUUUCAAUUCUGUAGGAUCUAUUUAUGUAUGCAUAAAUGAAGGCAUGUGCUUAUUUAUAUAUUUUGAGAAUUUAUUUAUAUAUUAUAUUUCUUUUGCGUUUUAAAUUUUCUUGUGAAAGUAUCAGUCAAACCAUUAUUAAUGCUUCUGAAAGGAAAAGGACAGCAAGGAACUUAUCAUUUUAUAUUAUUUUAUCAGCACUGGAUUUUAUAUUUGAAAAAGAAAAAAUCAUUUGUGAUUGAAGUUGCUGGCUUUCUUGAUAAAGGCUUCAAUUUUUGUUUAUUGAAAUAUCUUUUUUCUUCUAAAAUAUAAAAUAAGUAAUAAACAUUUAUGUGUGCAUAGAUAAAGUUGCGUACUUGGGUUGUAGCUGAAGCAAUGUUAUAAUUAAAAUUCUGUGUUAAGACUAAUAUUUGCUCCCAUCUCUUAUAAAAAUUUUAAUAUGCAUUAUUGUAUUUCUGUGUCAUGUGGAAUUUAUGGUAUGAUUUAAUUUGCACUAUAUUAAACUUUUCUUUUUUCUUAUGGUAGUGUAGUUGAUGGACUAUAUGAUUGCUCAUGAAGUAAUUUUGUAUUUAUUGAACUUUUUUUAAUCUAACCUACAUGCAUAAUCUCUUGUAUCCUUUUUUUCGUUUAUAUUUUAAGUAUGAUAUUUUUAAAUUUGUUUCUUAAAAGAAAAAAAAAAGUCUGGCAAAAAUUCUUCCUAUUUAAAAUUUAAUUUUUAAAAUAGUAUUUGAGGCUUCGUUUUUAAAUAUCAUUUAAAAAAUUACUGUGCAGAAAGUUUUCCUUUUUUCUGUGUUUUAAAUAAGCUGGAUAAACUGGUAAUAAGCAAAAAGUAAAUGAUAAUUGAAAGAUAAUAAACUUUAUUAAAUGUUGAUAUUUUUUCAAUUUUCAUUCCAUUUAAUUUAAAAAGAAUUCUUUCUUUAUUAAAUUCACUUUUUUAAACAUGAUAAUCUUUUGAUUAAAAAAAACUUCAAUGUUGUUUAUAUAUCAGUAUACUUUCUGAGUUGUUAUUAUUAUAAUAGGAAAGGAUGUUUUAUUAAACAUCAAAGAAUCAUGCCACAUGCUGUUUUGUAAUUCUUAUCAAUGGUAUAUCAAAGAGUGAUUUUUAUCAGAAGGAUCAUUUUGCCAAAGAUUAAUCUUAAAGUAUCAAUGAUUUGAACCAGAGGGAAGGAUUAAUCAUUUAGUUUUUACAACCCUUUUUCCUUCAGAAACUAUGCUAUUGUAUAGAGUAUCUUGAAUAAUUUAUAGUAAACAUUUAGAUUCAUGAUAUAUUUCUGGCGAUGCUUUUCUGAAAAUUAUUCCAGAUAAUUUUUUAGUCACAAAUUCGUGUCUUCAUUUUUAUUUAUUCGAAAUUUGACUUUUGUGCAAAUUUAAAUUGAACCAUGAAAAAACAUCUUAUCUUAGCUAAUAAUGCAUAAAAUAUAAUGUAAGCACUUGGAGAUUUUAAAUUAUAGUAAAACACAAAUUUAGUAUAUUUGGCAUUUUUUAAUAUUAAUUAUAUUGUCAUUAAAACAAAAAUUAAGUUACCAAAGUAAUUUUACAUUUCCAAUUUUAAUACAUGGCAAAAAUUGCUAAUCUCCAGAAUCAAAAUUAUGAAUUUUGAUUUACUCUUUCAUUAUACCAUUGAGAAGAUUCAAAUACAUAAAUUUUUGUUUUUGUAGACAAAAUUUCUUAACUCUUAACAUUUCAAAUGUUAUGUGUGCAUAAUUUCAGAAAGAGUGGAACUGUUUUGAGUUUUCAGUAUGAGUUCUAAUGUAAAAUCGCUUUAUAUUUUGAAUAGAAAACUUUGCGAUUCAUUUCUUAUGUAAUUAAUUGAAUUUAAAGUGUUCUCUUAUUCAUUUAUGUUUAGUAACAACUAUUUUUAUUUUGUAAAUUACCAGUCUAUAUAUUGGCAUUAUAAAUGAUUGUCAAUAUCUUUUAUAUUAAUAACUGAAAGUAAUAUGGCUAUUCUGAUGUAGUAACAUAGUAGUUGUGUGAUAAACUGCUUUUUAUGCUUACCUAUCGAAGGCAUUUUAACAACUGUAUGAUCAAAAAGUACAAUGAAAUGUGCAGAUUUUUAUAGUCGACUUUUAUUCAAGGAAGCAAUUGAAAAAUUGUGUGGCCAAUUCUUCAAACAACCAUCAUAUGUAGAUACAGUCACUUUAAAACAAAACUAAGUUUUUAACACCAUGCAAGAAAAUAUGAAAAGUACUUAGGAUUGUAGUUUUCUGCUUAGUGGAUGUAACUUAAUCUUAUUGCAUCUAAACCAGUUUCUGAUCAUUGUUGUGCAACAGCUGCAGUCUGUUGUAGUAAUCUAUGUUGUGUAAAAUUGUGUUGUUUGUUACAUUCUUGUUACAUAAUUAUUGCUCUCCACUUUUCAAAGUGCUAAUUUUUUCUGAACGUGUAAAAUAAACCAUCGUCAUCUGCAUAAAAGUGAAAAAAAAAAAAUUCUAGAUAAUUCACAAUGUUAAAAAAUAUCAUUUUGAUGCAUGUUUUAAGCUUGUGCAGCAGAGCUGUUCCAUUGACUUUUGGCAGUAAGCUGCUACUAUGUUUAUAUAAUACAAAUAGUGAGCCAUUUUACUGUGACUGUGUCAUAUUAUCUUGUGUUUAGACAUGUCAUCUUAUAUGGCAAGACUUUUAAAUAAAUUGUCACAAUAUUAAAUUCCACAAA
Messenger RNA from Argiope bruennichi, 12352 nucleotides. RefSeq names its product zinc finger SWIM domain-containing protein 8-like (gene Dora). Lineage: Eukaryota; Metazoa; Arthropoda; Arachnida; Araneae; Araneidae. Gene Ontology annotation, molecular function: zinc ion binding. Bases 517 to 6087 code for a protein of 1856 amino acids. Gene Ontology annotation, cellular component: Cul2-RING ubiquitin ligase complex. The record is from RefSeq and is a predicted model, not a curated record. The transcript is spliced from 26 exons.